GCUCAAUGUCAGGGUCAGAAUCGAGAACGAUACAGAUGAUGACCGAGGUUGUGUAACGUUUAUCAGUUUAUUAAUACACAUAAAUUCUUCAUGUACACAAUCCCAGUGUUCUAAUGUUAGAGCACGGCCAGUAGCUACCACAUGAGACUACCUCUCGGUAUGAGCGCAGACCGGAGUCUGCGCAGAUUGAGAAACCUCAAUAGCCUGUUAUGGGUGGGGAAAGGUGGCUCACCUGGCACUGCUGUGCUAAGGAUCGAACCGUGCAGAGCGUGCUCGAAGACUAUCAAGGAUACAGGUCGCGUCAGCAUUGGUGAUAUUAGUAUAGCUGUCCUUCCUCCCAAGAACCCAGCUUUGGUGCCCAAACAGUAUCUUUCUGAGAAAUUACCCCAAUCUUUGCUACAGCACUUAAGAUGGAUCAUGCAAAAAGACCAGUUGGGACAAGACGUGUUUCUGAUUGGUGGACCAGGCCCUCUACGUCGCCAGCUUGCCAUGAUGUACCUGGAGUUAACUAAGCGAGAGGGGGAGUAUGUUUGCCUAUCAAGGGACACAACAGAGUCGGACCUGAAGCAGCGACGGGAAAUUCAGGGAGAGAGUGCGUUCUAUGUUGACCAGUCUGCAGUGAGGGCAGCCAUAAAUGGCCACAUCCUGAUACUGGAAGGCAUAGAGAAGGCCGAGCGGAAUGUGCUGCCCAUCCUGAACAACCUGCUGGAGAACAGAGAGAUGCAGCUUGAGGAUGGACGCUUCCUAUUGGCUGCCCAGAGAUAUGAUAAACUGCUGUUGGAUCACACAAAGGAGGAGCUUGACAGUCUAAAGCUUGUACGAGUCAAUGAGAGAUUCCGAGUUAUUGCCCUUGGAUUGCCCGUGCCCAGUUACCAGGGAAACCCACUUGACCCGCCCCUUAGGUCACGAUUUCAGGCCCGGGACGUAAACCCUCUACCAUUCAAUGAGACACUGGAGUUGCUGCAAGAAUGUGGUCCCCAAGCAGAUGUGGAGCGGUUGAAUCAGAUGUUGAUGUUUGCCUCGACCAUGUUGACCAGCGAGUCCACCUCCUUGGGACUUCCCGACUUUCCAAUCACCAAUCUACCUGAGCUUGCUAAAAUACUGAAUGUAAUGCCAGGUGCAGACAUACAUUCACUACUACAGAGGUUAUAUCCAUACAAUGUGAUGCUGGGCAAAGAAGGUCAGACUGCUGUACAAGGAACUCUUAAGAGGUUUGAUGUGCCUCUGUCCAGAGAUGAAGGCUAUCUUAUACAGUCUGUGGACAGGCAGAUAGAUUCUGCAAUGGUGUCUCUUGUAAAGGGAAGAAAGACAAGCAAAUUAAAGGUUGCUGCAGGCAGUUCCAGUGGGGGCAAUGACAGCAAGUUCAUAUCUACGGCGUAUCAUGACAGUUUUAUGGCCGACAUGCUCACGUCACAUCAUGUAAAGGACUUCUGUAUUAUCGGACCUAGGGGUUGUGGCAAAUCAGCUUUAAUGAAGAAGUUUGCGGCCCUGCUAGGGUACCAUGUGGAGCCAAUCAUGUUGUACCAGGACAUGACCUCCCGUGACCUUUUACAACAGCGCACGACCCUUAGCAACGGAGACACUGCAUGGCGACUGUCACCCUUAGUUACCGCAGCAAUGGAGGGCAGUUUGGCAGUAUUGGAUGGAGUGCACAGGAUUAAUGCUGGCUCAUUUUCUGUGCUUCAAAGAUUGGUUCACGAGAGAGAAUUGCAGUUGUUUGACGGAACCAGACUGGUUGGCAAGGACAGAUAUGAGCUCAUCAAGUCAGAACAUAACUUAAACGAUGAGGAUAUGAAAGAAAGGAACAUCCUAUCCAUUCACCCUUCAUUCCGGAUCUUGGCCCUGGCUGAGCCCCCCGUGGUGGGGUGCAGCUCCCAGCAGUGGCUGUCCCCUGAGAUGUUGACCCUCUUCCUGUACCACAACAUGAGGCCCCUCUCCCAGACAGAGGAACAGGCCGUUAUAUCACAGCUGGUUCCCAACUGCCCUGACCUCUCCAAAUUGUUAUCCUUUGCUCACAAACUGCGGAAUUCCUCUGAUCCUACUGUAAGUACCUUGAGUCCAAUCAUGUGUCCUCUAUUCGCUGCCUCACUGUCCACACGUCAGCUGAUCAGGGUUGCUAGGCGCCUGGCCAGCUUCCAUUCAGAAGACCUUUACGCUGUCAUACAGAAGGCAUGUCUCGCAAGGUUUCUGCCUCGCCUUGCCAAGACUGCACUGGAGCAAUCGCUGGAAGAGUCGGGAAUAUUUCCUGUGAAACCUGAGUUGAAGUCCAUAGAUGGCAUUGAGAAGUCCAUUACAUGCGAGGUCAAAGGUGACACACUGAGGAUCGGGAACACAGAGGUCAAGGUGUACAAUCCUGACAAUAAAACUAAAGUACCAGAUGUUCUCUUCUAUGAAAAUAGCCAGCACCUGGCUGUGAUGGAGGACAUGUUAAAAGACUUCACGCUGGGAGAGCAGCUGCUACUAGUGGGCAACCAGGGGGUGGGGAAGAACAAGAUCGUGGACCGCUUCCUUCAUGUGCUCAACAGGCCUCGCGAAUACAUCCAGCUACACAGGGAUACCACAGUGCAGACGUUGACUCUACAGCCCACUGUACAGGAUGGAGUGAUCAUAUACGAGGACUCCCCAUUGGUUAGAGCAGUAAAGCAGGGACACGUCCUGGUGGUAGAUGAGGCUGAUAAGGCCCCGACACACGUGACAUGCAUAUUGAAAACACUGAUAGAGAGCGGGGAAAUGCAUCUGGCAGAUGGGCGGAGAAUAGUUUCUGCAACCUCAGGCCUGCAGGCUAGUCCUCAGGUAAUAGUGGCCCACCCAGACUUCCGGAUGAUCGUCCUGGCCAACAGACCAGGCUUCCCUUUCCUGGGCAACGACUUCUUUGGAGCCAUGGGUGACAUAUUCAGCUGCCACGCGAUUGACAACCCAGACAAGGACUCAGAGAUGUCCAUGCUGCGACAGUACGGGCCUGAUGUCCCAGAGCCCAUACUUGAGAAACUCGUGCUAUCGUUUGGGGAACUCCGGGAGAUGGCCGACCAGGGACUCAUUGCCUACCCGUACUCCACCAGAGAGGUCGUCAACAUGGUCAGGCAUUUACAGAAAUACCCAAAUGAAGGCCUGACCUCGGUGAUAAAGAACGUGUUUGACUUUGACUCGUACAACAGUGAGCUGAGGGAGGUUCUGAUCACCACAAUGCAGAAACAUGGCAUCCCCCUGAGCGCCAGCGCUGACAGCAUCAAACUGGCCAAGGAGUUCCCCUUGCCUGACCUUGAACUUGUGGGUCACUGGAAGAUUCAAGGUCAAGGUCAGAGAAAGGUCACCUCCCUGAUGGCUUUGCCCGUGGAGACUUCUAGACUUGGUGUAAAAGGCCCCGUUUCCCUUCGUGUGGAGUCACUUUCGUUUGAGCGCACAGAAUCACGUGCCAAAUCGUUCAGCGAACAGGAAGCCUUCUGGAAUGUCCCAGUGCAUGAGACGAACAUCAUCAGUGACCUCACAGUCUCAUUGGCUGCCUUCAGAAGUCCUGGCCACAACAAGAAUGACAUCAUUCACGUGGGCACAGCCAACCCAGUGGGUCUCUACUCCAUGAACCCCCGCACUCAGACGGCCAGCUUCCUGGACAUGUAUGACGUGUUUCCCAUGGUUACCGGCUCCUACCGCCCUCACGUGCGUAUCCAAGCACUGGGGGCACCACUUGACGACACUGUGAUCCUGCACGAGGAAGUGACCAACACAAUCCUGUCUGUGAAUUUCGAGACGGGCGAGGUGAACCGACUGUUGUGCCCUUCACUCCAACAGACGCAGCCGGAAAAACGAAAGUUCACCAGCCCUACACAGACCAAAACCAGUCCCUACCGGAUGUGUAAGAGCACAUUACCAGAUGAGUUUGGCACUGUGGUAUUCUACAAACAGAAUGAGGACUUCCUGGAGGUGUUGGGCCUGCUGGAGGGUGUGGUCAACACCGUGCCCCUCCCACUGCAUGUGCAGCACGUGCACCAGGUUGCAGCCCAGCAGUGGAUGUGCGUGGAGUCGGGGACCAACAAGAAGUUUCUUGUGACACGUUCAGCUCUGGAGGAUUACCAGUUACAGAGCAUGGAUGAAGAUCCGGUCUCCCAGGUGCUGAAAGUUUCCUCAAUGCCGAUGAAUGAAGCCGUCCUAUCAGCUGCCAUGAGGAAACCCACUUCCGGUCCAAACCGGAUGUUGGUGACGUCAGACUCCUAUGCAACAGUGGCUCUUGGAUUUCCAGACACAGACGCGGCGACGCUCUACCGUAGCCCCCGGGCUCCCACUGAAGACUCCCUCCUCCCCUCCGUGUUGAAGGGCAACAAGCCAGGGACGCCAAGCGCCUCCCCUUCCAUCGUGUACCUGCCGCAGUGUGGCCAGGUGGUCCGAGCAAUGCCCAACUGGAAGGCACCCGAAGAUGUAGUGCCUAAAGAUCAACGAGCGAACAUCAGUGGAUUUCUAGAAGUCACAGAUUUGCCCAACCAGAAACUUCGUUACAUCGCUGUUCCUGGGGCUACACGCCAGUCGCCAUACGCCUCUUGGCUGUUCAACAUCAGCGAGACGAGCGUCCUUUUGGCCGGCACCAGCAAUGACGGCCUGGUCACGGUUGACGUGGGCGGCUGCGUGCGCCUAUGGGAGACGGGACUGGCCAAUCUGGACAGAUCCCUUGUGGAGUGGAAACGCAUGAUCGGCUUUCAGGACUCCAAACCGCUGCAGGUAACAUAUGAACGCGACAGUGACAGGACAGCAGAUAGUCCAAAACACGGCAAGACAGACGACAAAAACGAGCCUCACGUUGGCGGGAACACGUGGGCAGGUGGAACCGGGGGCAGCAGUACCGCCGGCCUUGGCGGCUUUGGGGGUCCGUACCGACUGGACGCCGGUCAUAGCGUUGCGCAGGUACCUCAGUAUAAGAAGGACGAGGUACCGGAACACGUGAGGAAAGCUGCCAGAGAGAUGGCCCAGAAAGCGUUCAAAGAAAGACUUCGAGAGAUACAGAUGAGCGACUAUGAUGCAGAGACGUACGAGGGUUUCUCCGGUCAUGUCCGGAGACAGGUCCAGUCAUUAAGGGUCAUACUGGACAGUCUACAGGCCAAGAGCAAGGAACGCCAGUGGCUGAAGAACCAGACGUACGGAGAUCUGGACGACGCCACUAUAGACGGCAUCACCGGCGAGAAAACCGUCUACAAACGGCGCGGAGAGAAGGAACCAGAGAUGGGAGCGCAGCAGGAACACCCAAAGAAGCUGCGCCUUCUGGUCGACGUGUCCGGAAGUAUGUACCGCUUCAACGGGCAUGACGGUCGACUGGAACGCGAGAUGGAGACCGCUAUCAUGGCCAUGGAGGCGCUCGAAGGAUUUGAGGAAAAAAUCAAGUACGACAUUGUGGGCCACUCCGGUGAAGAUCAUCACGUUCAGUUGACCUCCUUUGACAAACCGCCUAAGAACAACAAGGAGCGCCUACAGGUUGUCAAGACGAUGCACGCUCACAGCCAGUUCUGUCUGAGUGGCGACACGACUCUCCAGGCCACGCUAGCUGCCAUAAAGACGCUGGCGAAAGAAGAGGCCGAUGAACGCUUCCUGAUCGUGCUUAGCGAUGCCAACUUCGACCGAUACGGAAUCCCUCCGACAAACUUCGGGCAGAUUCUUCGAUCCGAUGAUAACGUCAAUGCGUACGCGAUUUUCAUUGGCUCUCUUGGGGAUCAGGCCAUCAGGCUGACCAAGCAGCUUCCGAUGGGUCAUGCAUUCGUCUGUCUGGAUACUAAAAACCUGCCUCAAAUUCUGCAGCAAAUCUUUACCUCCACCAUGCUCUCCUCGAAAUGAAUCGUCUGCUAUUAAAGAAAUAUGUUGAUACGAUGGCUGUGUUUAGAAAUAAUUCAGUUCUCUUAUUUAAAGAGCGGAAGAUGCAGGGCGUAGCUGACAUGUAAACAUACUGGCGGCGAACAUUUUAACAUGCUGAAAAGUAUUUCAAAAAAGAUACAAAGAUGUAUUUAUUUGCUUCUGCUUCUGGUAAUUAUUUUAUUCCCGAUAUUAUAACUCAAUAUUAAGAUAACUUUAUCAGUUUAAACACUGCAAGAAUGCAAACAACUUGAACAACAGUAUUACGACAAAUUAUUAAAAAUACAACAAUCAAAGCACACUUGUUCACACGCUUUUCCCAAAAAAUGCUCGAUUUCCACUCGUUGACGCUUACGGCAUCGUCAUCGGCAAUGUCAUCCUUGCGAAUUGUGUCAGACACCUCUUCAUGAAAGUAGAGCGCGAUGCAUUGUCAGGGUCAGACCUGCCUCAGGGAUUUCAGCAGAUACGUCUUUGGUCGUGCAAGGGCGGUUAAUGGACUCUCGUAUAGCCAGAAUGUUAUGGAUGCUGCUGAUAACAACGAUCCCUGUUUUGACGUUCGUAACGGCGACUAGUGCAAAUAUUGGGACCGCGACCGCAGCCCUGAGAUGUGUUUUACAAUAUACGCUAUAUAUUGGGACCGCGACCGCCGCCCUGACAUUUGUUUUACAAUAUACGCUAUAUCGGGACCGCGACCGCCGCCCUGAGAUUUGUUUUACAAUAUACGCUAUAUAUUGGGACCGCGACCGCAGCCCUGAGAUGUGUUUGACAAUAUACGCUAUAUAUUGAUGUAUAUUUCACGCUGUUCUUCGUAUUCGCGUUUUUAACCAAUCAGAUUAAUUGGAUAUCCACUACUUUAAAGUGAUAUGGGCAUCUAACAGUAUAUGCUAUGUUUAUAGGUGUCUAUCUCAACCCAUGUUUAUUUUUGGUGUUUUCACUUCAUAUACACUUAUAUUUGUUAAUGCAGCAUCAACAUACUAAAACAAUAUCCCGAAAAUAUAAAAAUAAUGCAUUUCAAUAUCAACCGUUCUUUCGUUUUGACAACUGACGACAGAAAUGAUUCGAUGUAAGAUGUGAGUCUAAAUGUAGUUUUCAUGCAGAUUCGUUCAUACGACACAAAGACACACAAAAAAUUACGGAUCAUUUCGGCUUAGAGGACUGGGUGAGUCAUGUAAAAUAUCGAGUAUAAUAUAUAUUUUUUAUAAACAACUGGUAGCGAGAUGAGUUGUAGAUAAUUGGUCAGUUACCACAUUUUAUCUAACUCUUUGGACCUGUUUAUUCUUUUCAGCUCAAUUCAACUGUAAAAAAUGCCCAUAAUAUCACAGUUGAAUUUUCUUUUGCUUUAAUCGUAUUUUAUGUAUCAGCGUUUUGUUUAUAAAGUAAAAAUUGCCUAACCUCGUGUCACAUUUGAUGAGGAGGCUUUAUUUGAAGAUUCUAAAGGAUUCGGAUGUAUUAAUGUUGAUCAAGUGGCUGUUUAGAAAGGUCAUUGAAGGUGAAAAGCGGGGUUAAACAGCUAUGCCGAAUAAAUAUUCGAACAAGCAGAUAAAUCAGCUUGUACUCCAAAAAUGAUAAAAGAAGAGCAAUAUGCGUCUAUUAUGAUAAGUAUGCGAACUAGCAGAUGAAUUUGCUGAAUGUACAUGUUUACAAAAAUGAUUUUGUAUUACAACAAACCAUACACGAUAAAUAGAAAAAUUACCUUCUUUGUAACUGAAUGAUGAUCGGGAUAUAAGAAUGAUAAUGCAAGUAUUGCACACAAAGAAAGUUUAAUAGAAAACUUAAAAAAAAGACAUUUUAAGUUGAUCUCCAAUUGUAAUAAAAAGUGCUGAAUAACUGUUCCAAUAUCAGUUGCGCUUUAGUGGGAUGGUGUGGUUUUGAUUUAAUUUAGUUUAUAUUACUUUCAUAAUUUUCAUAGCAAGUACUUUUUCUUGAAAGAAAGUUUACGUAAAUGGGUUGUUCCCGAUGUAAAUGUUAGAUUUUAUUUUGAGGUGAAUAUUAUACAUACAUGAGUUGUAAUUAGGAAUAAUUACAAGUUGUUUCUUGUAAUUACAUAAAGACACUUAUGUUCAAAUAAAUAGCAUAUUCGAUACCUCUUUCGAACCAUUCUUUUAAUAAGAAGGUCACGUUAUUCUUUUAAAUAUCGUGAUUUUUCCCAAUAAUAAUUUCGCUGUUAUUGAUGAGGUUCAUCCAUGUAGUGUCCACCCAUAGCUCGUAUAAUCAUUGAGUCGCGUUCUGAUAAUACUGGGUUUAAUGCAUGUGCGUAAAGUGUCAUCCCUGAUUAGCCUGUGCAGUCUGCUGGAUGUUCGUGUAGAAGAAACUUCCUUUAAACGAAAAAUACCAUGAAAGCGGAAAGUGUCGUCCCUGAUUAGCCCGUGCGGACUGCACAGGCUAAUCUGGGACGACACUUUACGCUCAAUCAUUAAACCCGGUUUUCUCAGAACGCGUCUCAAUUGUUAUGUUUCCCUUUAUUGAUAAGUAUUGUAUAUUUGCAUGUUCAUAUUACUUUUGAAAUACUAAAACUCCUAACUUGCGUAUAUUAAUAAUGUCAAAAAUAUUUUCAUAUAUUUAUAUUAUGUUUGCAUUGCUUAUGUUAUAUUGAAAUACUUAAAUACCAUCGCCUUAGUUUGCAUUGAAUGUAAUAAAAUAUAGAAGUUUU
This is a messenger RNA of Dreissena polymorpha, 8476 nucleotides long. Its product is annotated as von Willebrand factor A domain-containing protein 8-like. Gene Ontology annotation, molecular function: ATP binding; ATP hydrolysis activity. NCBI's taxonomy places the organism in Eukaryota, Metazoa, Mollusca, Bivalvia, Myida, Dreissenidae. Gene Ontology annotation, cellular component: cytoplasm. The record is from RefSeq and is a predicted model, not a curated record.